AUGAACAUUGCUCCUCUACUGGAACAGAUACAAACCAAAGACCCUCAAGAGAGAAUUCAAGGAUUAAAUUCGCUAACACAAUCCAUGCUUGAUAUUGCAUUGGAUGAUAUACCUGCAGUUAUGGAUACAAUUCGGCCCUCUCUCAAAGAUAACAAUUACAAAGUAUGUGAGGCAGCCCUUACAUUUCUUUGUACAUUUUUGGAACAUAUCGACGCAAAAAUAUUUCAACCUUUCUUUUCAGACUUUUUGAAUUUACUUGUAGAAAGGUUUGGAGAUGCAAAGAAUUCAGUAAGGGAUAAAGCAUUUGAGGCGGUUAUUAUGAUUACUAAACACUAUUCAUCAAAAGAAAUUUUGGAUGCUAUUCGAGAGGGAUUUAUUCACAAAAGUUGGAAAGUGAGAGAAGGAAUAUGUUUAAUAUUUAUACAAAUAUUACAAACAUUUGGACCAAAAAAUAUUAUGUUUUUGAAAUACCUUCCAGAUAUUGUCUCACUUUUGGACGAUUCUACGCAAAGUGUGAGGGAUGCAGCAGUUAUGGCAAUUUGUGAAAUUUAUAGAUAUGUCGGUGUAGAUUUAUUACAAGAAUUGGGAAAUUAUAAAUUAAGAACUCCUCAACUUAAGGCAAUCGAAGAUAGAGCUAGUGAAAUAAUGGUAGAUUCCGAAAAUUUGGUUCCAUUAAAACCAAAAACUUUAAAAAGCCCUACUAAAAACAAAUCAACAAGACAUACGAUUCACACUAUUGGAGCCACCUCUGGAAGACCAAGUUCUGUUGCAACUAAUGAAGGGGACGGAGAAGAGAACGAUGUUCAGCCUGUAUAUAUCAAAGAGAGCGAUCUUCCAAGAGAAAUGGAAGUGAGUAUAGAAAUAUUGGAGGAUAUGAAAAACGUUGAUUGGAAGAAGAGACUGAAUUGCAUACGGCGUCUAAGAGGACUAGUUCAUGGAGGAGCUACAGAUUUUCCUGGAUUUAUUACAGAAUUUUCUCGCAUUCGAGAGUCUCUUUCUAAAAAUCUUUUAGACUUACGAUCAACGAUUGUUAAAGAAAGUUGUAUGCUUCUUAAUCUACUUGCGAAAACAAUGGGAUCAAGAUUCGAACCUCUCUCGGAUUAUUUUGUUCCAAUAAUUCUCAAGAGUACUGUGGUGACGGUACAGGUUAUUUCAGACUCUAUCAAUAUGUGUAUUCGAACCUUGAUCACGCAUGCCAAGCUUAAUAGAAGUAUCAUGUUCAUAGUUGAAAAGCUUGUAGAUCCAAAAUCUCAUGCCACAAUGAGAGCCAGAUGCGCCGAAUACAUGGUGCUGAUAUUACAGCAUGUCGACUCGACAAUUUUAACAAAGACUAUUGAUGAUAUUUCGAAAGCCGUUAAAGCUGCCAUUAACGAUGCAAGCGCAAGUGCCAGACAAGCAGGUAGACAAGCAUACUUUGCUUUGAAAGAUGCUUUUCCUGACAAAGCGUACAAAUUAUAUAUUGAGCUUGACCCAAACAUGCAAAAAAAGCUCAAUUCAUCAGACGAUACACGGUCAGGACAAAUUUCACCAAGAUCCACAACAUCCAGUGUUGUAAGUGGCACCUCUGUGUCAUCUUAUGUCUCAUCAGCGUCUACUUUGAGAAGAACAAAAUCUGUGAUUACCCGAAAAAUCACCAAAACAGAUCCUGUUGUAGUACAAGAGCCUAAGAAUCAUAUCAAACCGAACAUUCCGACACUGCCUUUAUCUGGAACGUAUCCACCCUCUCCAAAGAAAACAUCAUCACUUCAAAUUAAGGCCAUGACACGAAACUCUACAUCCCCAUUAUCUCCCUCAUCACCAAGAGGAAACUCCUCCUCUCAAAAAAGCCCAUCUUCCUCUGUGCGAUUAUCGAAAUCAUUUGAAGCGGGAGCUUUGGACAAAUCAACAAAUGACCCAAUGGACACAUCUUUAGAUUCACCUACGAUGGAAUCUGUCACUUCCAUUUUGAGAGAAUCUAAAAACUUGGAUUGGAAGUCUAAAGUUCAAGUACUCGAAAAAUUGGAAACAAUUAUUGACUCUGACAGAAUUUCUGAAGUGAAGAGCACAUUCCUUCAAGUAAUUAAUUUAUACAUUGAUAGACUGUCAGACACACACCUAAAAGUUGUUGAGAAGGCUUUAACAUCAUUCGUGCUGCUCAUUGACAAGUUGCCAGAUUGCGUAGAACCUUACUUGGAACGUAUCUUGUCGAAAUUAUUCUUGCUUUUGACAGAGGAAAAGACCAAGUUAUUAUCUGAGCAGCUGUUAACAAAGAUUGCCAGUUCUUACUCUGGAGAUAUUUUACUUCCAAGAAUAUUCAAGAUUGUGGAUACCUAUCAUUCAAGAGUCAGAGUCGCUUGCUUAGAGUUUCUAAUGCACAUCGUGCAAGGCAGUUCUGCGUACCUGAGCUAUCCUGGCCACAUGAGAUCGAGUAUCAAGAAAAUUAUUGCCCUUAUACAGGUGAAUACAUCGAAACCUUGUGAAGCAGCUCUAACCAGUAUUAUGAUUUCACUUUAUUCCAUUCAUCCUCAUAUAUUUUUGGAACAAAUGCUUUCAUUACCUUCUUUAGAGCAAAAUCCAAUCAAAAAUUUAUUACGUGAAAGGAUUCCAGAUUUUGAGCACACACUAACCAUUGUAUCGAAGAAAUCCACUCAACCAAGUUCUAACGUGUCAUCACCCCUAUCAACAAAAUCUCCAAACACCGUUAACAUUAAGGUUGUUGAAAAUGCAAUACCUUCCAGAAUUGAAAAGUACAAAAUAUCAACCGCUCAAGAGUUAAAGAAUGAACGAGAAUCUUUAGAUGAGCUUUCUGCAUGCCUAACUGCCAUUGCCAAAUAUAAAAUUGACAAUGAUCCUCAUCAAGUAUAUCGAUGCCUGUUUGACAUUACAGAAAUUGCUAGACAAAAACCUCCGUCAGAAUCGAUGUGGCAAAUAUCUUUUGCCAAGCUCAUUUUCUACUUGUUUGAUUUAUUUUUCGAUGAGGAUGAAAUAGUGAGAGAGAAGGCACUGUUAAGCGUGGCAGCACUACUGAGAUAUCAGAACGAACAUUGCACCAAAUUUGCAGACAUCACCUUUAGAAAAAUUAUGGAAAAAUUCAAUGAUAAAGUUCCAGCAGUUCAGAGGACCGCAGAAAGAGUUGCCGAACAAUUCAUAGAAUCUAUGGAUCCUCAAAAAACACUCGAGCUCAUUAAGCCACAAAUUAUCAACAAUAGCGAAAAGGAACAACAACUCUUGGGAGGUUUGCGAAUAAUGACCAAAUUGAUCAAACAAAUAUCUCCACAAAUAUUACUGACUCAUGUACCGAGUAUACUGCCUGGCGUGUAUGAAGCAUUCAAACAUUCCAAUGUGGAUAUCAGAAAAUCGGUCGUGUAUUUAAUGGUAGACUUGCAUUUUGCUCUUGGAGAAAGUUUUGAUCCUUACCUUAAACGAUUGUCUGUGGAACAACAAAAACUGAUUCAAAUCUACAUUAAAAAGUCAGAAGUAAAGUGA
Molecule: messenger RNA, 3465 nt
Organism: Naegleria fowleri
Lineage: Eukaryota; Heterolobosea; Eutetramitea; Acrasida; Naegleriidae
Exons: 4
Coding region: 1-3465 (1154 amino acids)
Biological process (GO): microtubule cytoskeleton organization
Cellular component (GO): cytoplasmic microtubule
Molecular function (GO): microtubule binding
Source: RefSeq, a predicted model, not a curated record